AUGGCAGAGAAGAAGAUCAGUGCAAACUCGAGCGAGAGCCCAAAAGGAGGAGCUGGUGUCUUUGCUAAGCGGGUUCAGAGACAGUUCAGCAGGGCUCAGGAGAGGGUCCUGCAGCGGAUUGGUAAGAGUUCAGAGACCAGAGAUGCUGAGUUUGAACGGAUGGUACAAGACCUCCAAGAUCAACAGGGUGACGGGCAUCGAAUAUACAAGGACCUCAAAGCAUAUGUAAAUGCUGUCAAAGUGAUGAGAGAUGCCUCGAGCCGUUUGUUCCAGUCUCUGUUUGAUGCUUAUGAGUCUGACUGGGAUGGGGAAAAUGAUUUGGGAGCCAUUGUGGAGGGGGAAGAACUUCUGUGGAGUGAUUAUGAGGCAAAGCUUCUGGACCAGGCCCUGCGGACCAUGGAGUCCUAUAUGUCUCAGUUCCCUGACAUCAGGGAAAAAGUGGCAAAGCGAGGGAGGAAGCUUGUGGAUUAUGAUUCCUCUCGUCACCACUUGGGGGCACUGCAGAACGCCAAAAAGAGAGAUGACAUAAAAAUAUCCAAGGCAGAAGAAGAAAUGAAAGAAGCCAAGAGUGUGUUUGAAAAUUUGAAUCAUGAGCUGAAAGAGGAACUCCCUACUCUAUUUGACAGUCGCAUUGGCUGCUAUGUGACAGUCUUUCAGGCCAUUGCUGGUUUAAGGGAUAUCUUCUACAAAGAAAUGAACACGCUAAAUCAAGACUUACAGAGUGUGAUGACUGAUUUGAAGACUCAACAUCCAGACAAGGUGUUUGUGGUAAAGGCUUUUAACCGCACCGGAUCUUUGAAGAGACGAUCUCUGAGGUCACCCAGAUCAUGGAUGAACAGCCUGUCUGACUUCACUUUGCCUUACAGUCCCACAUCAACCCUUAAGAGAGAGCAUUCGUCCAGCUUCAGAUCAGACAGGUACUCUUAUGAGUUCCAGAGGGGCCUUUCUCCUGGCUCCCACAGGUCUCAGGUCGUAGAGGAGCCCAUGGUCGGAGAGAGGGACAUCAGCUCCACCAGCAACCUUCCUGUGACAGAGGAGACCUCACCUGCCACUGAGUCAGAGGUGAGUGAUUCUGCUGCUGGAGCACCCAGAGGCUCUGGGGAGGAGACACCAGUGGAUGAAGGGAAGGAGAAAAAAGAGUGGGAAGGGGAGCCACCAUCCACUGAGGGAGAGAGAGAGGAGGAUGCUUCCUCUCCUAAGGCAGAGGCUGAGGCAGACACUCUGCAAACAGGUGUGAAUAACUCAGAAACCCCCAACCGCAAGGAUCCCAUCAACCUUAACAGCACUGGCUCACAUACAGAGGACACCAAAGACUCUGGAUGUGAUGGCCUGGAGAAUGGCACCGCAGACACAGAACAUUCUGGAGUGCUAAGCACAGGUGUGGCCAAAAGGGACUGUGUAGUGAAGGAGGAGACAGUUUGA
Molecule: messenger RNA, 1422 nt
Organism: Chanos chanos (milkfish)
Lineage: Eukaryota; Metazoa; Chordata; Actinopteri; Gonorynchiformes; Chanidae
Gene: bin2a
Product: bridging integrator 2a
Exons: 12
Coding region: 1-1422 (473 amino acids)
Biological process (GO): plasma membrane tubulation; podosome assembly; phagocytosis, engulfment
Cellular component (GO): plasma membrane; phagocytic cup; cytoplasm
Molecular function (GO): phospholipid binding; protein binding
Source: RefSeq, a predicted model, not a curated record